AUGGUGGAGGAAGGGAGAUUAAAAUGUGCUUUCGGGAUAAGGUUGUCAGAUCAGGAGCAGAUGGAAUGGGACUUAUUAUGUAAUGAAUUGGGUCCUUAUCAUGGUUUUGAAGAUAGGGAAGACAAUGUUAGUUUUGAUGGGGACUUCUCAGUUCAUAAGUGUUAUAAUUUGCAGUCAACUGAAGCUGUAGAGGUGAACUUCAAUAAAUUUUUGUGGAAAAAUUCAGUCCCUUUUAAAGUCAGUUUUAUGCUAUGGGUGAUAUUUCAUGAUUCUCUGCCAACAAAAGAUAUGCUGCAACAUAGAGGUAUUGAGGUUCAGGAUGGUUUGUGUGUUCUUUGUAAGCAAUAUGAGGAAACUGCAGAUCAUAUCUUUUUGCACUGUGCUUAUUCUCAUCACAUUUGGUCUUAUUUCUUGAAAGCCUUUAACAUCUCUUGGGUUGGAGCUAGAGAUAUGCUGAGCUUUUUUGAAUCUUGGAAGUUUAAUGCACUCUCAGGUAGGAAUAAGAAGAUAUGGUGGAAGAUCAUUUAUGUUGUUCCUUGGCACAUUUGGCUUGAAAGGAAUAGUAGAACUUUUGCAGGAAGGCCGAAAGAGGAGGAAGAGCUAUUAAUGCUUAUUAAGCAAUCGAUAGUACUUUGGUUUUGUGAUACAAAUGUUUUUCAUGGCAUUUCUAUAAGCCAGAUUUUAUUUCAAUGGGACUCUAUUGUGCAUACAUAA
Molecule: messenger RNA, 714 nt
Organism: Papaver somniferum (opium poppy)
Lineage: Eukaryota; Viridiplantae; Streptophyta; Magnoliopsida; Ranunculales; Papaveraceae
Exons: 1
Coding region: 1-714 (237 amino acids)
Source: RefSeq, a predicted model, not a curated record